Molecule: messenger RNA, 2181 nt
Organism: Synchiropus splendidus (mandarinfish)
Lineage: Eukaryota; Metazoa; Chordata; Actinopteri; Syngnathiformes; Callionymidae
Product: peroxisomal succinyl-coenzyme A thioesterase-like
Exons: 11
Coding region: 134-1426 (430 amino acids)
Biological process (GO): fatty acid metabolic process; acyl-CoA metabolic process
Molecular function (GO): fatty acyl-CoA hydrolase activity
Source: RefSeq, a predicted model, not a curated record
AAAUCUGGUCCUGAGUUAUUUAGUGAUUAGAAGUUAAUCAACUUUGAUCCCAUUUCAAUUCUGACCUGAGAAAUCUCUGGUCCUCUUACAUUCUGCACCAAAGUUGGUUGGAGACUAAUACUACAGCUCCAGGAUGGACAGAAGACAGUGUGUCAAUCUCUCCGUCCAGCCGUCCAGGGGACUUCAUGAUGAGAAAUUUGUGGUUCUGGUCCAGAGCUGCCUUCCUGGCUGUCAGCUCACCCUCCACGCUCUUCACCACUGUGAGGAUGGGAACAGCUGGGAAGCUUUUGGACACUACACGUCUGAUGCCUCUGGAGCUGUCGAUGCUACAGAGGAUCCGUGUGUGGGUGGGACAUAUUCUGGCGUUGAAGCGAUGGGUUUGCUGUGGAGCAUGAGGCCAGUUCCAGGGAGCAAACCUGGACUCAGAUUGAGAAGAAAAGAUGUCCAGAAACCAAUGGAGGUUACCAUUUCAGUGUAUCUGGGUCAUCAAACUGAGGGCUUUGAGGAGAAGGUGAGGCUUGCCAAUGUGUUGGUGGAGCGAUGGUUCAUGGCACCUGGAGUCCGCAGGAUCCCCAUCUCAGAGGCAGACCUCACUGCCAUGCUUUUUCUGCCUCCAGGGCCUGGGCCCUUUCCUGCAGUCAUUGACCUGUGGGGGGGUCGCGGCCAGUUGAUGGAGUAUCGGUCAGCGCUGUUGGCCUCUAACGGUUUUGCCUCUCUCGCCCUUGACUACUUGACUCCCAAAAUCACCUUGGAAACUGGCAAGAUGGUCGGCACAGAUUACUUCGAGAACGCCUUCCAAUUCCUGCAGAAGCAUCCUGAGGUGCUCGGUUGCAAGAUCGGCAUGAUCGGACUUUCUUUCGGCACCAGUAUGGCACUUAAGUUGACAGCUUACUCCAAAGUCAUAAAGCCUGUCUGCCUGGUUUGCAUCAGUGGCAGCCAUGUUCAGCAGGUAGAAGGAUCAGUCGAGGAAUCCUUUAAAUAUUAUGAGAAGAACAAAGUAAAGGCCCGUGUCAACGAGUCAAACGAAGUGAUCUGGAGAGACUUGCUGCUGCCGAUUCCUUCUGACCCGGCGUUUAAAGUGGAUAUGGGAAGAAUCCAGUGUCCCUUGAUGUUGGUGGUUGGAGAGGACGAUCAGAACUGGCCAGCAGCUGAGUCGGCACAAGAUAUGAAGGAAAUGAUGGAGCGAGCCAGGAACAGCCAUUUGCUGAGCAUUCACUCGUAUCCAAACACGGGUCACCUGAUUGAACCUCCCUACUUCCCUCACAACAGAGUCAGCGCCUUUAAACAAACGCCAACACUGAAGGUGAUGGUUCUUUGGGGCGGAGAGACUGUCUCUCAUUGUCAUGCCCAGGAAGACGCCUGGAAGAAGAUGCUUGCCUUCUUACAAACACAUCUCUAUGGCAACGUCUCAUCAUGCAACCAGUGAGAACAACGAUACCCAAGAAACAGAAGGAGGGAAACAUUCCCAAUCACCUGACCUUGAUCUCGUGAUUUUUUGAUGAUAUUUUUCUAUAUGUUUUUAAGCAGAAUGACAUUUUAAAAGGGAAGAUUUUUACAUUUUUAUUUUUUAGGGAAGGAUUCAGUUCAUUUUGGAUAAACAGAUCACAAUGUAUUUUUUUUUUUUUCAAGACAAGGCUACGGUGACCAGAUGUGACCAAAAAGUUGUGACCAGAAUCUUGCCCUAACAACGGAACUCUUGCAGGGAGUGCAGUGUUGCAGAGGGCGCGAAGUGCUGUCUGUUAGAAGGCCUUGACUUUGCUUCUAAUUUAGGACAAUGCUGUCUUUGUGUUGUUGUUGAAUUAACUUGCCCUGUUGUAAUCCAUGACACAAGCACCAUUCAAGAACCCUGCUUUCUUAGACAGGGAUUGGCAUGGCCUGCUGCCCCGGCAGAAGGUGUAUGAACAUGUGCCAUUACAUUGCACUUUUUUUCUAUAGAGUUUUGUGCUAAGAAAUCAAGAUAUAAAAAUUGAAAGUUAUGUGCCUGCAAUUUGAAAUGGACAUUUUAUCAAUGUGAUGUUGAUCACUUUAUAAAAUAAAGUACGACAUUUCAUGCAAAAGGUGGUAUUUGAAGUACAGAAGUGAGAGCGAUGACUGUAGCCGGAAGGCGUUCAGUACUAGUGGACUAUCGUGGUUUCAUAGAUUUGCAGACACUAAAGUAGAGUUUGUGAGCGAAACUCAAAG